AAAACGCUCCCUAGCUGACUAUCCUCCUUUUCUCUCUCUCAUAUCUGUACCCCCUCUCAGGCUCUCACUGUCCUUCGCUUCAAUCCCUUGGAAAUUAAACAACGGGAAGCAGCACUACUCUCAUGUGAAUUGUGAUAGAAAAUGUUUCAUAUAUUCUAAAAAUUUAAUCCUUGAUCUUGGCGAAUUACAAUUUACAGUGGUAUAAAAGUUUUGGUACCUUACUUUGCUUCCAAUUUACGUACAUACUGAUACCAUAUCUGAUAUCACUCCUCCAUUUCGGAAACCCUCGCUGACCCCCAUACACGAUUAAAGAUUUUGCUGCAGAAAAAAUUACGAGACAGCUAAAAAAAGGAAUAUAAUUCAAUUUAUUUAGGACAUUAUAACUAUAUGUACGUUUUUCAUGGAUAACCGUUCCACAGUUGGCAUUCUUUCACUUAUGCGCUUGCUAGCUAUGGGGUUAGAGAAGAGGGACGACUGUGCUUGUGAAUUAACCGAUUGAACUGACACCAUGCCUCGGCAGACAUUGUCAAGAAAGGAGAAUAUAGCAUAUUCUGGUGACAUUAGGCAUAGCUCGGAGUCCAGAAGGACAUCGAGACAGUCCCAAAUAUCAAGGUUUGCUGUGAAGAAGUCUUUGUGCCCACGAUCUAGUAAAGGUUUGAAGUACAAAGAUAAGGUCGUCGAAGUGGAGAAUUCCAUACGUCCUCCACAUUCAGAUGUUCCUUUCGAGUUUGUGAAGAAUGCUAACAAUGUGUUUGUCGUCCAGACAAAGUCUUGCGGCAAUCAACAACAGCCUCAAGUGAGGAAGGGUGUGAGUACAGAUGACGAGCUUGUCAAGUACAUGUCCAAGGUGCCUGGUUAUCUCCAAAGAGGAGAAAAGCUCCAGGAUAACAUUUUGAACUUCGGAGUUCUUGAUUGGGAACGGCUAGAGAAAUGGACUCACAAACGAGAAAAAAUGCUAGUGAGUGAGAGAAACACUAAACCCGCUAAUGGAAGCUGCUCUCUAUAUGCUGAUUGUUCAUCUGUUAUGGUAAAUAGUGAGGCUUUGGAUCACUCCAGAGAGCAACCCAGCGUUUAUUAUAGUGAUUCGGCCCAUAUAGUUGAUUCUUCGUCAGUUGCCAAACCUGUUAGUGGAAAGGCAUUGAAUCGCGCAUGCCUACAGCUUUCAUCAAAUCAUCCGAUAGUCAAGGAAGAGGAAAUAUGCAUGAAAGAUAUUCCUCGAAAAAGAGAUACUGUAGAUUCAAAGCCUGCCAAGUAUUUGGUUCCUAGUAGUUGUGGGCUGACGGGGAAAUCAUCUUCACAAUUAAGAGGAGAUGAUCAUGAGAUAUUAGAAACUCCGAGCAGAAAAGUCAGCAAUUCGGUUGCUGAAGAACUAAAUUGUUCUGAAAAUAUGGAAGGACAUGGACUUGAUUCUCCGCAGCAGUAUUUUAAUAGCAAGCAGGAGAGCAUUGUUUUCCUCUUUCCCAGAGAUUUAUCUGUUUCUAGAAGCUCAGAAGCGUAUCAUAGAGUAUCAGUUGAUGGCAAGUCAGCUGAGCAUAACUGGGGUAGCUUCUCUGAUAUAUUCUCCAUUGAUGAGAUCCACCCACAUGAGUCGUUUUCCAAUGUUCCAAAUUAUUGUGCCCUGAAUAAUGCAGUUGAGACGGAGACGGUAUUAGACUUGAAGCUUGACACUUUGGUCAAAGCUCAGGCUGUUGAGACUUUAGCCUAUCUGUCUGAUAUGCCCAUGCUGCCAACAGAGAAUGAAAUAGAAGCACCAACAACUAUGUCUUCUAUUCCAAAGGCAUUCAGUGGUCCCGGUCAAAUUGUGCAAAGCUCAUCAGCAGAAAUGUCUGGAGAUAGUUCAAGGCAUCAGCGUUUUAGCUUUGGCAUAGGUAGGAUGACGAAAAGCCUUAGCUUUAGGGAGAGUACAGUUCAACCUCCACUUAGCUCUACUUAUGAUACUGCCAAGUCUGGUCCUGCUAAACCUGAGUGCUCGACUUGUGAUGAUACUCAAAUUAGCAAUAAAUCAAACAUGAACAGAACAGCUAGAGCUAGCCCUUUAAGAAGAUUGCUAGAUCCAUUAUUGAGGUCCAAGUUUGUGAACCAAUUGAGUGAACAGUCAAAUGACUUGAGAAUGAAACCGCCAAUUCCUCUGCAUGUGGCUGAGAACAAAAAAGACACUGCAUCAACAGUAAAAGCCCUUUUGUAUCUAACAGUUAAGAGUGGGCUACCUUUGUUCAAAUUUGUGGUUGAAAUAAAUAAUGAGAUUUUGGCAUCCACAGUGAAGAGUUUAAGCACAGUUGGAAAGGAUGAUGUCAGCUGGUUAUACACUUUCUAUUCGGUUCACAAGGUCAAAACAAAAAGUGGUGGCUGGAAAAAUCAGAGGGUUAAACCUUGUGGAUUUGGGUACAACGUUGUAGGCCAAAUGAAGGUUUCCGAACCUCAUUUCCCAAGCUGGUGUGAGCAGAAGUCAAAAGACAGAUACAUGGUUAAAGAGUCAGUCUUGUAUAAUGUUGACGCAAGCGAGCUAGAAGCUGCAACUGUAGAAUCGAAGACAACCAGAGAGCUGGCAGCCAUAAUUGUAAACAUUCCUGAUACUGCUAGGAAACGCAGCAGCUUUUACAAUGAGGAUAAACUGGGUGACUGGUUUUCUCACUUUGAAGAUGAGAAACUGGGCCGGGUAGUUGUCAUACUUCCAGGUGGUGACCACAGCUUGCCACAUGAAGGAUUGCCUUCGUCUUUGAUUAACCGCUGGAGAUCUGGCGGAUCAUGCGAUUGUGGAGGGUGGGAUAUUGGGUGCAAAUUGAGAAUUCUCACUGAUAAAUGGCAACGCCACAAGUAUCUACAAAUUCAAUGUGAUCUUUAUGAUCAGGAGGAACCCAAGCAAUGGAAUCCUUUUUUUAGCUUGAUCCCUCUUCGGGAUGGUCUCUUCUCAGUGGAGUUUGAUACCGAAGUUUCUUCUCUGCAAGCAUUUUCCAUGUCCGUUGCAUUGAUCAACAGUCAAAAUCCGGUGAACUCUGCAGAUGCAACUGACGUAGUUGAAUCAAAACAGGACUUUGCUAACCCAGAGGCAUCCAUGGGCAUCAGAAGGGAAGGCACUGAAAAGCGCACUCCACAUCCACCCCUAUCCCCUGUUGGGAGAGUGUGAUUUGUGCUAGAUAGUUGAAUAAACUUGGGGUAAAUCAUCGUUGAAAAUGAGUUUGGUGGAUAUAUAACGGGAUAGCAAUUAGCUUCCCCGUCUUUGUAUCGAGAAAGUAACUUGUUCAUCUAAUGUGACAUGUACAUCUUCAAUGUUA
Molecule: messenger RNA, 3272 nt
Organism: Beta vulgaris subsp. vulgaris (sugar beet)
Lineage: Eukaryota; Viridiplantae; Streptophyta; Magnoliopsida; Caryophyllales; Amaranthaceae
Exons: 4
Coding region: 509-3124 (871 amino acids)
Source: RefSeq, a predicted model, not a curated record